Gaeumannomyces tritici R3-111a-1 is the source of this 1494-nucleotide messenger RNA. RefSeq lists its product as hypothetical. The record is from RefSeq and is a predicted model, not a curated record. The transcript is spliced from 2 exons. Lineage: Eukaryota; Fungi; Ascomycota; Sordariomycetes; Magnaporthales; Magnaporthaceae. The coding region runs from base 816 to 1226 and encodes 136 amino acids.
GGCCCAUAAUCCCGGUUUUUAAAAGCAUCGGCGUCCCUUAGCUCGAAGAGGCGUCCAUCGGAGGAUUCUUCUAGAAGGAAAGAACACAUCACGCGUCCGCCUUCCAUGCAGGGGUGCAAGGUGAUUUCGCUGGAAGAUGCUUCCUUUUUGAUGGUUAAAUCAAAUAUUCCCGUCACUGGGAUUCUUUUGCGGCUCACUUUCAAGAAAAGCCCUUGGGAUUUUAUCCGCAUCGGGCGAAUUCACAAGGUCCUGGCUGCAGCAAGCAGGAAUAAUACCAUCGACACACGCACGCUAGCCAGGACCAUGUUCAAGUAGAACCAGAUACACCUGCGAAUAGAGAGCCUCGCUCCAGGUGACCGGCGGCCAUGUUUGCUUUUCUCCUUGCUCGAACGAGCGCCUAGCCAUUCAUUGUCUCGUCAUUUGUUUGGGCGGCUAAACUGCUUCUGGGCCGGCUUCACUAAGCUGAAGACGCGAAAUGUUUGACCGCGCAACUAUCCGGCAGGCUGCAGAGCCUGGGCGACCAAACCGGUCUCCUCCCAGUUUCCUGCUCUCUUGGGCGAGCGAGGUUUUUGGCUAAAAAGGGAGGCGACGCCCUUCUCCGGUGUUCCUGGUGUUCUCGAAACGGAUCUCUUUGCUGGUCAGUACUCUUAACUCUCUGUUGGGUGUUCAUUUCUGUUCUGCUUAGCCUAUUAUACCAGCUGCAUCGCCGCUCGUCCUUGUCGCUCGCAGCAACCUCUGCUCAAACUCAUCGUCAUCACCACCCGUAACCUGCUUUCAAACGAGCCAGGAGAGAGUGUCAGCAAGGCUCGACAGACAUGGAUGACUUGAGCAAGACCCCCAUUCCCUAUCCUCAGAGCGAGAGACCCACCGAUUUGCGUCAUGCCCAUCUAUUCUCCUCGACUGUUGCGAUCCGGAGCCGCGAACCACACACGAACACGCGAUACCCUGUCGAAAACGGAGGCGGGUCCGCCACCGCAACUACCCGGCCUACCAAUACACCCGGACGCUCUACAAAAAAGACCUACAGUUAUGCCAUUCAAGCGUGGCUCGCCCAAGACAAGGCCAGUGAGCCGUUCGAUGCACUCGACACCGACCUCAACACGUUCUGUGUGAAUUCCAUGAGGGAGCCUCGCGGCAAUAUGGGCCGUGAGCUCGACUGCGAGACGAUGGUUGUGGAGGUGUCCAAGACUGAAACGGUAGAGGAGGCUGGCAAGCCAAAGGUCUGAACUUGACGAGUGCAGGUGCGCUCACCUGCUAUCAAUCUAAAAGACGGGACAAACGGACAUAUGUAGGAAUAAAUCUUUGUACAACUAGGCAACAGCGAUACAGCACUUGCAACUUUUUUAACAAUGAGGUUUGAGGCUCUACAUUAGAGGGGGUAUUAUCGCGCGAGCACCUAGGUACCCUGCUGGCAUCCAUAUGAUGGAUAGCUCCGCGAUUAUUCCGGCAGCCCUCAAUGACAAAGAAGGUUUAGGCGAGUUUAGCCGCCAUGUG